CUAUUAAAAUCAUUAAGUACCAUUAAACAUAUAUUAUUGUGUCAAAAUAAAUUCAACAAAUAUGGAAGAAAUUUCAAGCACUGCGUAUAAUAAUGACGGCUUUGUUAAGAUCAUAAAUAAGGAAUACAUUUCAAAGAAGCAACAUGGUCAUAAUUAAACAUGGGUGAUCAAGUUGAACUUGUAAAUAUUCUAGACACGGAAGACUUUCAGGGUGGGGUUAAUAUCAAAACUAACGUGUGGAAUCAGAAACUUGCUAAAAUUCACAAGGCUUUUGGGAAUAGAGAUAAAUUUAUUCUAGUCUUUAUAGUAGUGCAAGUGAUUUGUAUUUCUCUGACUAUUGUAUAUUUGAACACUAAUAUUGAAAAGAUUGCAAGACUAGAAACGCAGAUACAACAAUUGACUGUUAAUAGUUCGAAACUAACGAGUAGAGAUAGACUAGUUCAGUUAUCAAGUAACAGAGGAUUGGUGGCGUCAACUAAAGAUGAAACGGUCUACAGAGAUGAAGCUGGUUCUUAUCUUAAAACAGGUUCAUCGGGUAAAACAUGUAACCAUAAGGGAGAAAAAGGUGAGAGAGGUUAUAAUGGACUGAGAGGUUUGUCGGGCGACAAAGGUGAAAUAGGACACAAAGGUCCACUUGGAGAAAAGGGACCAACUGGAAAGAAAGGUCAAAAGGGAGAAAAGGGUCUAAAAGGUGAAACGGGACCUAUUGGAAAUAAAGGUCAAAUAGGCGAUAAAGGUCAAGAUGGAGACAAAGGUGUAGAUGGGACAAACGGCAUAGACGGAAACAAGGGAGAACAAGGAGCUAAAGGUCGAGAAGGAGAUAAGGGCGAACAGGGCUCAACAGGUAUAGUUGGUCUUACUGGAAAUAAAGGUUUGCCUGGUGAAAAGGGAUUGGCAGGGUCAAAAGGUCAUCGGGGAGAAACUGGACUCCCUGGUUUAAAAGGUAUACAUGGCGAGAAGGGAAUCAAUGGUGACAAGGGUGCAAUUGGAAACAAAGGUCGAAGCGGCGGUAAACAAGUUCAGGAAAAGUCAUGUGGUGAUGGAUGGGAACAGUUUAAGCAAAGUUGUUAUUUCAUUGAAAUCAGUCCAACGAAGACAUGGAAUGAGGCAAAAAUGGAUUGUCACAUUAAAGGAAGCAGACUUGUGAAAGUAGACAAUGCCUUUGAAAAUAGCUUUUUGAAAUCAUUUGCAAAAGUAAGAAAUGCACAUCAUGUUUGGAUUGGAGCACAUAUUCCAUUGAGACAAUCUCAUUUUGUUUGGGAAGCUGACAAUACAAAUGUUACUUUUACCGACUGGGCACCUCGACAACCUGAUAAUUAUCGAAAUGCCGAAGACUGUGUUCAUAUGGACUACGGCCUGUCAAACACAUGGAAUGAUAACAGCUGUUCAAAGAAAGUAGGAUACAUUUGUGAAAAACAAAAUAAAUGUAGAAGUCAUUGCAUUUUCAUUAAUUCUGAUUUUUUUUCUCAAAAAAUGGAUGAACAUGUAUAUGAUUUACCGAUGGAAGACCAGACUCGUGUGUAUAGUGUCUUAACUAAAUUGUUGAAUGACAAACAUGGUGAAAUUUGUAAAUCAAUUCGGAAAAGAGAUAAAUUAAUGAUAGUACUGAUAGUAAUGCAGUUGAUUUGUUUAUCAGUUACGGCUGCAUUCAUUGUCAUGCAUUUCAAUGGUAAAACAUUUAGUUGCCCGAAUGGAUGGGAACAUUUUAUAGGCAGUUGUUAUUACUUUCAAUUCUCAUCAGAAAAGACAUGGAGUGCAGCAAAGGAUGAUUGUCAUAGGAAAGGAGGAUUCCUUGUUAAAAUAGACAGUGCCGUUGAGAAUUGGUUCCUGAAAACAUUUAUUAAAACUUACAGUCCAUCAGCCGUUUGGAUUGGAGCUCAUGAUACUAAUGAAGAAUCCCAUUUCGUAUGGGAGUCCGACAUUUCAGGUCUUACCUAUACUGACUGGUAUCCUGACGAACCAAACGAUCAACACGGCGAGGAUUGUGUACAAAUGAGUAAAUCGUAUGACUACGCAUGGAAUGAUGAACAAUGUUCAUAUGCUAUAUCAUAUAUUUGUGAGAGACAGUAACAAUAACUAAAAGUGCAAUAAAUAUAUUUGACCAAACCCCUCACAAAGAAGAAUACUACAGGAUACUGAUAGAUGCAGAAGAAGUAGGCUGUGCCAGAAAACGUGUAAAGCAAAAACUAUAUGAAUCAAACCAGACAUUGUUUAUGUACUGAGAGGUAUAAGGUCUUACAUUUAAAUAAGCAUUCAAUAUCGUUACUGUACAUUGAGGACAUGUCUAACUCUUUGAAGAAGUCCGAGGUUUGAAAUUAUAUGUCUUCUGUCCACGGCAACAAUGUUGUAGCUCUAGUAGACAAUGCACCAAACAAUAUUGUUUUAUAUUAAGAAAUAAUAAAAGUCCAAGUCA
Molecule: messenger RNA, 2413 nt
Organism: Mytilus trossulus (common blue mussel)
Lineage: Eukaryota; Metazoa; Mollusca; Bivalvia; Mytilida; Mytilidae
Product: collectin-12-like
Exons: 10
Coding region: 160-2070 (636 amino acids)
Molecular function (GO): signaling receptor activity
Source: RefSeq, a predicted model, not a curated record